GCGAGCGCAUCCUGCGUAUAGCACCCCGAGUGGUACUGCGCUGAUAUUGUCGCAGAACAAUAUUAGGCCGGGUUGAACGAACUCGGUACUUAUAGUGUUUUACGUGAACUAUUUAACCGUGGUAAAUUGUGGCUUCGAUCGAUUACCGAAAUUCAUAAACUUCAGCUUUUCAGUGAUGGAAGAGACUUAUCAUAAAAAUUAAUUACCUGCCUAGGAAUCUAAUUUUCAUAUUUAUUUUGAUUUGAUGUGCUGGUGAGGAACAUUAAAAUGGAGACAUUAGUUCUGAUCCCCCAAGACCUGUGCUUGGCGCUACGACCGGGGGGUGCCAGGGGAAGAGAGGCCUCGAUCAGCGUGUGGAGCUCCGCCGAAAUUCAGAGGGGAACCCUGCUCUACCCGUUCCAAGGGACAAUACGGAUUGACAAGCUUCACGUUUAUUCCUAUGUUCCAGACCAUGACAUACGUCACAGGUUCGGUCUUUUCGACGAGGUAUGCACGUCCGGCGGAGUGCAGGUGCGACAUUGCAACUGGGUGCGGUUUCUGCGGGUGUCGGAAAAUUAUGGACCACAAGUAAACCUAGUCUGUACGAAAGUAAAAGGGGAGCCAGUGUACGAAACUGUGAAGCCGGUGUCACCACAUACGGAGCUGGUCGUGUAUUACCUUCCGGAACGACCAGAGGAACUGUUCUUCGUGAGGAUGAGGAACAACCUUUAUAGACAAACUAUGGACUCGAUUUUAGAGGAUUCACCUUUAGAUCUCUCUACGUCACUUCUGUCAAGAGUUCUCCUUCCGAUUUCACCACCAUCUGGGAAUGAAGAUGAACACAAGUCGGUAUCGGGAGACUCCCUCACUUCAUCUUCAGUGGGAUCAUCAAACGAACUAUUAGACAUGACCCCUAAAAUCCAAAGAAGACCAGCGAAGUCAGAAAGAGCAUUAUUACCUUGUGAAGUUUGUGGGAAAGCUUUCGAUAGGCCGUCCUUGCUGAAGCGCCAUAUGAGAACACAUACAGGUGAAAAGCCCCACGUGUGUAUGGUGUGUAACAAAGGGUUCAGCACAUCCAGCAGCCUCAACACACAUAGGCGCAUCCACUCCGGAGAGAAGCCGCACCAGUGUCAGCACUGCGGGAAGAGGUUCACAGCCAGCUCCAACCUUUACUACCAUCGGAUGACGCAUAUAAAGGAGAAACCUCACAAGUGCAGCCUCUGCUCCAAGUCGUUCCCGACGCCAGGUGACCUCAAGUCCCACAUGUACGUGCACAGCGGUUCCUGGCCCUACAAGUGUCACAUUUGCUCGAGAGGGUUCUCAAAACACACCAACCUGAAGAAUCACCUGUUCCUACAUACUGCUAAACACCAGAGGAACAGCGCUAGGGAUGCAACGUGAAAGAACAUCUAAAGGUACAGAUAAAACAAAAGUGUGAUAUUAGUUAUUAAAAACUUAAAGUAAUAUUUAAUCAUAAAAAUUAUAAUCAUGUAAUAUAUUCGAAGUAGUAUUUAAAUUGUAUAUAGCGGUAAAAAGGUACGAAAAUUGGUAUAUCUAUUCCGUCCAUUAGAAAUUACUCCGUCCACAACUGUAAGAGAGUAGAAAGAAAUAGAAAGAUAAUAUAGAUUUAUCAUUUUUAUAUACUUUUUUUCAAAACAUCUUAACAAUUACAGCUCUUGUCGCUUACGGAAAAAAAAUAGAGUAAGGAUUUUAUAAGAUCUGAUUUUUUUUUCUCAAGCAUGUAGAAUGCUUGAUU
Molecule: messenger RNA, 1735 nt
Organism: Aricia agestis (brown argus)
Lineage: Eukaryota; Metazoa; Arthropoda; Insecta; Lepidoptera; Lycaenidae
Product: zinc finger protein 177-like
Exons: 7
Coding region: 268-1380 (370 amino acids)
Cellular component (GO): nucleus
Source: RefSeq, a predicted model, not a curated record